This is a messenger RNA of Contarinia nasturtii (swede midge), 2042 nucleotides long. RefSeq lists its product as uncharacterized. The transcript is spliced from 4 exons. The coding region runs from base 183 to 1625 and encodes 480 amino acids. Lineage: Eukaryota; Metazoa; Arthropoda; Insecta; Diptera; Cecidomyiidae. The record is from RefSeq and is a predicted model, not a curated record.
ACUUUUGUACCUUACUUAAUCACAGACUCACAAUCGUAUCACACGUGUUUUAUAUUUGUAUCACUGUUUUGUCUUUGAUUUUUUUUCUACAUCAUUUUAUCGUCAUAUAUUUAGAACAAAACGAAAACAAUCUUAUUGUUAAAAAAAUAUAUAUUUGUAAGUACAAAAAAAGGAACAAGAAAAUGCGUCAUCACAAUUUGGAAUUAGAUAUGAUUUUGCGUGGCAUUGUAAUGACACGUGGUGAGGAGGGUGCAACAAUUUGUGAAAUGCGAGCCGACUAUUUUAAAAUCGUUGGUGAAAAAUGGCCAUUGUAUCGCAUGAAAACAGAUAAAAUCGUUCAAUAUCUCAUGGAAAUCGAUGGCUUAAUGAUGGAAAAACAAGAGUCCGGCUUAUGCAUUUGGUGGAUCGAUGACAUUGGAAGCAGCAUGAAUUCACGUGAAUUUGAUUCCAACAACAAUGUCAUUGUAAUUGAAGACUCAACGGUUGCAAAUACAACAAACUCACAUGCAGCAAUGACAAACAAUAACAGCUACGCUAUUCCGGCAGCGCAACGACGAAUGGCAAACUCAUCAUUUGUGAGCGAAACACAUGCUCAACACGUUUCAGCAACAUCGUCCGAUUUAUUGCACAUUGAACCCAUUGAGAAUGGGAAUGACAAGAAUCGUAAACGAAAUUUAUCACAAGAUCGAAAUAACAAUGAUAAUAACAAGCGACCAAGAUUGUUACCCGAAAACGGUUUGCUCCUCAACGAACAGAAUCUUCAUAUUCAUAAUCGUAACAAUGGACCAAAUUUAAUAGAUAAGAAGAUAACAUCAACCGAAAUUGAAAAUUCCAUUUCGAUACACGACGAUGCCGAUGGCAACGAUUAUGUCGCACCGAUUAAAGAAACCGCAAACAAACAACUACAACAAGAGUUUUCGAAACAAUGCCGAAUCAACGGAAAGCCCGAUUUUAAUCAAAUGGAAUCGAUUAUGUCAAAUCUGACAAUUGGCGAAAAUGUAUUUCCACCAGUCAUCGGCGUGAUUGGAGACGAUUUCAUGCGUUCGAUGCUCGGAUACGAGUUACAUGGUUUUGAUUUUGUCGAUAAUAAUGAAAAGAAAUUGAGCUAUUGCUUCUCUGGUCAAACAGUGGGAGAAGCGUAUAGUUUGGUUUUGGAUAAGCAGUACAAUUUUCGAGCCAAAUAUCAGUAUAUAAUCGUCAAUGUGGGUGCAAUUGACAUCCUUCUUGAACGAAAUAUCAUCACUAUUAUGGCAGAAUAUGCACGCUUGAUCAAAGCGAUUACUACAAUUGGUCUGGAUGUAAUCAUCACUACUGUGCCAAACAUUCGAAUAAACACCGGCAAACCAAACUACAAAGUCAUUUACCAGACGCUAUUGUUGUUCAAUCAAUUCUUGAUGGACACCUACAGUCAAGGAUAUUUAUUCAUCGAUUUGCAUUUACAAUUAACAAAAGCCAACGAUAAACUUCCUGUACUCUAUUAUCAUAAUCAACCGAAGACGAUUACCAAAGGCAAGCAAAAACUAGAACUAUGGUGCUGGACCGCUCUAGGCCGAAAGAAAAUUCUUAACACAAUCGAUCAAUUCAUCGAAACAUUACCACGGGAAGUGAUCCACAGCUCGAUCUAAAUUCAAUAGAGAAGUCCCAUUUUCAGCGUUGAAAGGCCAACAAAAUGGCAAAAUUACAAAAAAUUUAACAUUUGGCGAAAUAAUUUCACAAAUUUUCAACUUAUUUUAUGUAUUACUUACCAUUACUUUACACCAUAUUGUGACACUGAUGAAAAAUGUAGGUCUGUGAUUUAGUUUAUUUAUUUCUUCAAUUAAUUAAGGGAAAAUUGCAUAGAAAUAUUGUUUUUAUAUAUCUUAGUAUGUGUAAAUGGAAGCGAUUCAAUGUAGAUCAAAAGUUAAUUAUACCUUGAAGGCUCAAUUUUACACUUAAUACGUUUACAAUUCCGUAAAAUUGAACAUUUGACGUAUGAUCGUAUUUAAAAUUGAUGUACAUCGAAUCAAAUAGCAUGCUCGUAUUGUAUGGAAAAAUUGUUAUAA